Miscanthus lutarioriparius is the source of this 513-nucleotide messenger RNA. Lineage: Eukaryota; Viridiplantae; Streptophyta; Magnoliopsida; Poales; Poaceae. The record is from the annotation of a GenBank genome assembly.
AUGUCGUCGUCCUCGUCCAAGUCUAACUUCUUCGGUCGCGCGUGGGACAGAGCACGCGGCAAGACUGAUGUCGAAAGAAUUUGCAAGAGAGUCUUCGAGGACCUGGCGGACAAGAACACGGGGCUCCUGGACAUCAACUCCCUUCACGUCGCCACCCUCAUGGUUUACAAUUCGAUCAACAAGCAGUUAGUCGGCCCUCACAAGGACCCUCCCCGCCUGAACACCAUCGCUGAAAACCAGGCGCACCGCGACAAGAAAGCGAUACUGUUCACGGAGUUCCAGGAGCUGAUCCUCGACUGGGUGCACAAGGACCUGCGGCUGGUGCUCGCGAACAAGGCCGCCGUCGCGAUCCUGGGCGCGCCGCUGCUCGCCGUGACGGCCAAGAACGCCGCCAGGCAGGUGCCGAGGAUAAGCGACGCCGUGGAGCAGGUGCCCACGCCGCUGCUCGCCACCGUCUUCUCCGUCUGGCUCAUGCUCCUGCAGGACGUCCGGCUGGGCAAGCAGAGGGAGUGA